Messenger RNA from Dermacentor silvarum, 4524 nucleotides. Its product is annotated as treacle protein-like. The transcript has 2 exons. Lineage: Eukaryota; Metazoa; Arthropoda; Arachnida; Ixodida; Ixodidae. The coding region runs from base 1 to 4524 and encodes 1507 amino acids. The record is from RefSeq and is a predicted model, not a curated record.
AUGGAAAGACGUGAGCCCAGCGUAGCUCGAAGCAGUCGUCCGCCUGUCUACCCCCGCUGCGGCCAGAGUCAAGGUCUAGUCCCGGCCGCAAGCAGUCGCAUGGGAUCGCCGAAGCCCUCAGCCUCGCCUCCAGCCCCUUCUCGGAGAAUGGUGACGCGGCGCCACAGCGAAGACGACGAGACGGCGUUUCCGACGGCUCUGCCGCCCAUCGAUGUAUCGGAGAGGAUCGCGCUCGUCCCAGCACCGAGGCGGCCCUUGCGAGUCGCAGCGCUGGCCACCAGCCGCCGACAGCCGCUACCGAAGCCCAGGGAACGCCGCGAAAGUGCCUGUGGCCUCCAGCAGCCUUCGGUAGCCACGGGCUCGCCGAAGAAGUGCGCCGUGCCACGUCAACGCCCCGAAGGUUGGUUUCGGAAGGACAUGGGCGACUCGAUGUAUGUCGCUGUGCCGGCGCGAGACGCCGUCGAAGUAGACAAGUCCACGGCGGCUCUGCUGAAAGGUGCCAUCGCUGAGGACCGGCACGGCUCGCCAGCGACGGGAGAAGCAGAAGAAGCGUUGCCGAACGCAGCUGCAGCAGCGCCCGUACCAGCAAGCAGGGCUCCUGGGCGUCCGCAAGUCACCGCCGAGAGACGCGGUACGCGACCCGUACCCAGAAGCGGCGUUCAGGUGUACGUGGAGCUCCGAAAACCAGACAAAGAAAAGCGUGGGGAUAAACGCGUCGGCUUAAGAACCGGUUUCCCGCGCAGUCAAAGCCCGAUAAACGAGGAUCCCGAAACGCCCGCGCGUCACAGUGGCGCCAUCUCAGAAGUGUCACUUACGGUGGACACCGGUAUUCAACACCAACGCAGGACGUCGCUACUGAAGAACAUAUCGACCAGCAUAAGUGCCGCCUUGGGCAGGUUUUUUCACAAGGGCGCUGGGGCAGAACAAGUGCAGCCAGCUCCCCGUUCUGGCCAAGCUACGCGAACGGAGUGGAAUGACGACAUUGAAGCUGCUCUCAACGUCGGAUUGGUCGCCAACGAUGAAACCAAAACCACAGGUCAACGAGGUGAAAGCAAUGUCCGCUCCCGCUAUUACCGGGAUCGCUGCGAAGGCCUGGCAGCUUCUGGCAUAUCCUUGACGCAAAUCGUCAGCGUCACGAGGCGAACUGAAGCGAGAAAACCACUGGCGCCCAGACAUAUGGACAAGCAACAACAGCCGCCGAGGAGAGGCAAGGCAGAGCCUGAGCAAAGCCAUGCGAAGCUACUCGAGGUGGCGGAGCUUUCAGCUAAACCGUCAUACCACGCGGACAAGCAACACACACUGAAAGAAGCCAAGGCAGAGCCCAUGGAAAGCUAUUCAGAUCUACCUGAGGUGAAGGAAUUGCCUCCUGAACUACCAUACCACUCGGACGGUGAACAGCCACCCAGAAGAGUCAAGGGAGAGCCUGAGGAACGCUCUGCAGAAGUACCCGAGGUGCCUACCGAAGUUAGCGGAAUGUCUUCCUCAACAAAAGGAAGACGAGCAUCGGAAGGUAGCGCAAAGGGAAGAGGCAAGAAUAAACGCAAGAAAUCUGCGUCAGCAAUUGACGUCAUUGAAAAGACCAUUACUGAGGACACAGAAAAGUCUGAACUGAAAACCAAGGACAAGCCAGGGCGAAGAGGAUCGAAAAAGGACGACGAAGUUACCGAAAUGUCUUCCGGAACGAAAGGUAGACGAGCAUCGGAAGGUGGCUCAAAGGGAAGAGGGAAGAAUAAACGCAAGAAGUCUGCGUCAACAAUUGACGUCAUCGAGAAGACCAUUAUUGAGGACAGUGAAAAGUCUGAAUUGAAAACCAAGGGCAAGCCAGAGCGAAUAGCAUCGAAAAAGGAUGACGAAGUUACCGAAAUGUCUUCCGGAACGAAAGGUAGACGAGCAUCGCAAGGUGGCUCAAAGGGAAGAGGGAAGAAUAAACGCAAGAAAUCUGCGUCAGCAAUUGACGUCAUUGAGAAGACCAUUACUGAGGACACUGAGAAGUCUGAACUGAAAACCAAGGGCAAGCCAGAGCGAAGAGGAUCGAAAAAGGACGACGAAGUUACCGAAAUGUCUUCCGGAACGAAAGAUAGACGAGCAUCGGAAGGUGGUUCAAAGGGAGAAGGGAAGAGUAAACGCAAGAAAUCUGCGUCAACAAUUGACGUCACCGAGAAGACCAUUAUUGAGGACACUGAAAAGUCUGAACUCAAAGCCAAGGGCAAGCCAGGGCGAAGAGCGUCGAAUAAAAACGACGAAGUUACCGAAACGUCUUCCGGAACGAAAGGUAGACGAGCAUCGGAAGGCGGCCCAAAGGGACGAGAGAAGACUAAACGCAAGAAAUCUGCGUCAACAAUUGACGUCAUCGGGAAGACCAUUAUUGAGGACACUGAAAAGUCUGAACUGAAAACCAAGGGCAAGCCAGGGCGAAGAGGGUCGAAAAAGAACGAUGAAGUUACGGAAAUGUCUUCCGGAACGAAAGGUAGACGAGCAUCGGAAGGCGCUGAAGGGAGCAGGCGAAAAAAGAAACGCAAGAAAUCGGCAUCAGCAAUUGAUGUCACCGAAAAGACUACUGUAGAGGUCAUUGAUAAGUCUGAACUGGAAACGAAGAGAAGGCCAGGCCGAAAAGGAUCCAAAAAGGAUGACGAAUUCACUGAAACGUCUACCGGAGUGAAAGGUAGACAAACAUCAGAAGGCGGUGAGAGGGACGGACGAAAGACGAAGCGCAAGAAGUCUGCAGCAUCAAGUGAGCUCACUGAGCAGGCGAUCGAAGAAGGCAACGAUAAGUCGGAGAUGGGAAGCAGGGGAAAGUCGAAACGAAAGAGCUCUACAGUACAGGGGCCUGGUAGGAAGGCGUCACUGAAGAAGGAAGAAAUUACCGAACUGACGUCCGGGGCACCUGGAGCGUCUGGCGCAUUGGAAGGAGGCAGAAAGAGGUCGGAUAAAAGAGAUCGCAAGGAGUCCACCCCAGGGGGUGACGUCACCGAGAAAAAUGUUGCCGAUGAAACUGAGCAGUCGUCGCUUCGAACAACCGGGAUGUCGAGAAGAAAGAGCUCUGCACUGGACAAACGGGAGAAGGAACCGAGUGGAAAGGUAUCCGAGAAGAAAGGCGACGUCGAAGAGGCCGGGAAAAGCGAAGCGAACGGAAAUGAUCGAGAACGGCGUAUUUCCAGGACAGGAAAAGCGAUCGAGCGGAAACACGACGCGGAAGAGGCCGGUAGUCCGGAUUCAAAGGUGGUAGUUCCGUCGAAACUUCCCGGAGACAGAAAGAAAUCAUCUCCGGAAAGAGAUACGGCCGAGGACGGCGCCAGCCAGGAGCGUCCCGUUGUAAAAAAGAGAAGACCCUCGCAAGCGGGGCUGCUCAACGGCACUGAAGAGGCGGGUGCGAGAAAUAUAGCUUUGCUGAGCCCUCCGACAAUGCCAGAUAAGGAGACGAGGGCGGAAAAGAGGCGCUCCUCGUGUCAGGCGCGGCUGCCUGUAGUCGUAGAGGGGCAGAGAGAUGACAAGAAAGACAGCGCUGAGAGCAGCGCAUCUGAGGGCAAACGAAAGAAGCGCCGGCGCAGCAAAGGCGAACGUAGUGCAGAAUCGGACGUCACUGGGGAAAAGCGGGAAGAUUCUGCAAUUGUGCAAGAUGUGGGACGCACUACCGGAAGUAAAACGUCACUUGGAGGUAGGAGAGCGUCCACAAAGAAACGGCCCUCGAAAUCCAAGCGGAAGCAAUCAGGGGCCUUCAAGUCGCGCGACGAGAGUUCUCGUGAUGCGGAAAAGCAGCUUGCGGCGACCAAGGAGAUGGAGCAGCCUUUAGCAUCGGGUCAAGAUGUUGCGCAGACGUUAGUGGUACGCGAAGAGGCAGCUCUCGUGGCUUUGCCUGUCGACGGAGCCUUGUUGCCGCUAAAAUCAAACGAGCGCAGCACAGCCGCUGACAAGGAAGCCGAUGCCGUCGUACGGGAACGUCAGGUACAGUCUCCCGCCACUGCCGAAGCAACCGCAGCUGAACCGGGUACGGCUCCACCGUCUUUGCAGCCUGGUGCAGUGUCGCAGGAGCGGCGCCGAAGUACGCAAGGAGGCCAAGUUGGCGCCGAUAAGGACUUGGAGCUGGAGGGACUCGACGGAAGCUUGCAGGGAGGUCCUAGCAAGGUGCCUGCUCCGGAAGCUGAUGACGGCGAGCCCAGUCGUCGGUGUAAGCUUUCGUCGGAGAAGGAAACUAAGGACGCUAAUGACAACGGCAAGACGGGGCCACUGGUGCCUUCGCAAGAGUCUGGCCCGCCUGGAGGAGGAAAGCAAGAUGAUGUGCACUUGCCCGUGACGGUGACCGAGGACAAGGAUAAUCGCCUUAAAGAAAAGGGGAGAGAUGACGUGGCGGGUGAUGGAAAAUCUCGAAAAGCUGAGAGCGAAGGCAAGGACCCACGCUGGCUUCGAAUGAGCGGAGACAGUCCGGAAGAAGGCGGUCACCCGACGCGCGACAAUCGUCGAAGGACCUCCCAGAAGUCACCAAGACGCUCUCGGACGCACCCGAACCUAAAUCGGCUCCCGCGGUAA